AUGCCCAAGACCGUGAGCGGACCAACCGGCGCGAGUCGUGCAUGCGACUCGUGCCACCGGAUGAAGAUCCGAUGUAUCGAUCGAGCCAGCCCGCCAUGCCGACGGUGCUCCACGAUGAAGAUCGACUGCACGUUCACGCUCGAGCAGACCCCCUCAUCUUACCGGAUCAAGAGCAAUCAGGAUCGCGUCGCGCACCUGGAGAACCAGAUGGACGAGGUCCAGAAGGGUAUGCGGAACAUGCAGAACCUGCUACGGAUCCUCGUGGAGCAAGGCAGCUCCAACACUCCAGACUCGGUGGGAGGACUUGGGCGGGUCAGACCAGCAACGCUUAACGAGUGGGUUCACUCGACUGCAUCACCGUUAAAUCGAGUGGCGUCGAGCGAUACUGUCGACACUGAGCCCCACACCGCUCUCCACGCCGUAACCCACCAUGACCACGGAAGUGUGCCGCUCUUCGCAUCGACACAUCCGGUUAUGGCCCAUGACUCAAACGCCGCGUCCGGGGAAGACUACGAGAAGGAAGACGAGGAGUUCUUGUUGGCCGCAGCGGCAGGGGCUGGGCUAAAGCACUUCAUGCACCGCGACGAAGAGGAGCGACUACGACAAGAGAGUCUGGCAUCGCCUUUGGGCGGUUCCAAGCCCUCGCCAAAAGGGAAGGGCCGAGGGACAACAGAGUCGAUGGGGCGCCUCUUCAAACGUCUGGGAGUGCCCAUUCCGACCCCGCGAGGCGACCUGUUGCACGAUUUUCCAGAUCCAGUCCAGUUGGGAUACUGCACGGAGGAGGAAGGACACCACCUGUUUGACCUGUAUUUCCAAGGCGCCCACGCCUUCCUUCCUGUUUUUGAUGUCACAAAGGAUACUUGGGCUAGUCUUCGAGCCAGGUCAUCGUUCUGUAUUACCGCAAUCAUGAUGGCCGGGCAGAUUGCCGCAGCUGGGAGUGCUCGCCCAUCAAGCGCUGCCAGCGCGUUGAGGCAGAAACUGAUUCAGCACGCCGAGAAGAUAGCGUUGACAACCGUCUUUUCUCCUGUCGCGAGUAUCGAAGCUGUACAAGCCAUGGUGAUUCUUGCCAAUUGGGGGGAUACAGCCUGGCGACCUGGGAACCACACACUCAGCCUGGCAUACGAUAUGGACCUGCACCUUUGCAUGCCUUACCUCGCCAACACGGGAAUGGGUCGUAACAAGACUCCCGAGGAGCUUGAACGCGAACGGCCGCUGGUGGCGGGGGCACGCAUCUGGCUUGCUACGAUGAAGACACACACCGAGAUGUGCCUCAACCACGGCCGCCCUAUAUUGUGCUCUGCCGAUGACGAGUCCAUAAAGCUGGGCCGUCUUUUCUUGGAACACCCACUGGCGACAAAGGAGGAUAGCCGUUGCCUAGUACUGUGCGAGGUCCUUGCCAUGCGGCAGCCUCUGUUUCGAGCAAUGAUCGGUGGUGUGCAGGGCGAGGAGCUGGACCGCCUGGUCUCCGAGGUGAUGCAAAGGCUACCAGAGUGGGAGAACUAUUGGCUGGACUACUACUCCAGGAUAGGGUUGGCAGACGAUGAUUUUAUGGUGACAGAGUUGGCGACCAUCAAGUACUACACCAUCCUCCAAGUCAAUAUCGCACUGGUAUCGGGAGUAAAGAGCAAACGAGACAUUCGCCAGUUAUCAAGCGAACGCCACGACGGCUUGGUAUUGGCGGUGAGAGCCGCAGCUGAGCUCGUUGCGAGAGCUGCCCGUGGUACAGAGAAUGCCAAGCUGCGCCAUGGAAACCGUAAUGUCCGCCUUGGAAUUGCUAGCGCGGCACGGUCACUUAUACGCAUGGCGAGCCUCAUGCCUGAGGCUAUCGACCUGCGGGAGGUGGCCAAAGACGUGGAGCUGCUGGCGGAUCAGCUUGCGCGCUACUUUUACUUCUCUCAGUUCCUUCACCACGUCGUCGUCGAAGCGCGGCGCAGACAAGAACUGCCAUCGGUGUCUGCCGUUCCCUCACCCCCUGCGGCGUCGUCGACUCUUGGAUCACUCGGCGGUGCAGAAGUGACCAACACCGGCAGGGAUGGCGAGUUGGACUUUGACUUCACCAUCGCAGAUGACAUUUUCGCGUCGGAAGACUGGAUGAGCAUCCUUGGCGCCGUCGGAUCGAGGGACCAGCAACCCGCUGUGGAGCCUAGCGCGGCGUUCCCGUUCUUGCCCCUGGGUGCGUGA
This is a messenger RNA of Apiotrichum porosum, 2181 nucleotides long. RefSeq lists its product as uncharacterized. Gene Ontology annotation, biological process: regulation of DNA-templated transcription. NCBI's taxonomy places the organism in Eukaryota, Fungi, Basidiomycota, Tremellomycetes, Trichosporonales, Trichosporonaceae. The transcript is spliced from 20 exons. The record is from RefSeq and is a predicted model, not a curated record. Gene Ontology annotation, cellular component: nucleus. The coding region runs from base 1 to 2181 and encodes 726 amino acids. Gene Ontology annotation, molecular function: zinc ion binding; DNA-binding transcription factor activity, RNA polymerase II-specific; transcription cis-regulatory region binding.